GAGCCUCUGGGCUCUACGCUGAGGAGUCCCGGGAGUGCGCUGGGGCCGCCCGGGUUACGGGAAAGGGCUGCCGGGGGCAGGCCGGCCACACUCGGAGUGUCGGGGCCGCGGACGUGAGGGAUGAGGAGGGACCAUGGCCAGCGACGGGGCCAGGAAGCAGUUCUGGAAGCGCAGCAACAGCAAGGUCCCGGGCAGCAUCCAGCAUGUGUAUGGAGCCCAGCACCCACCUUUUGAUCCACUGUUACAUGGCACUUUGCUCAAGUCCACACCCAAGGUGCCAACCACCCCAGUGAAGGCCAAGAGGGUCAGCACCUUCCAGGAGUUCGAGAGCAACACUAGUGAUGCCUGGGAUGCUGGGGAAGAUGAUGACGAGCUCCUGGCCAUGGCGGCCGAGAGCCUGAACACUGAGGUGGUCAUGGAGACAGCCCACCGCGUCCUGCGCAACCACAGCCAGCGGCAGGCCCGGCCUGUGCUGCAGGAGGAGCCAGUGCCCACGCAGGAACCAGCACCUGCAACAGAGCCGCUCACAGCUCCAAGCGGGGACCUCCGGCUGGUGAAGUCUGUCAGCGAGAGCCACACAUCCUGUCCCGAAGAAACUGCCAGCAACGUGAUCCCUCUACAGAGGUCUCAGUCUCUUCCCCACUCGGCCACCACUGCACUAGGUGGGACGUCUGACAUGAGCACCCUUGGAGGCUCUGCWCUGAGCGAGAGAGAGGCUUAUCGUCUGGACAAGUUCAAGCAGUUGCUCGCGGGCCCCCACACAGACCUUGAGGAAUUACGGAAGCUGAGCUGGUCCGGAAUCCCUAAGCCAGUUCGUCCAAUUACGUGGAAGCUUCUCUCAGGUUACCUUCCUGCCAAUGUGGACCGAAGACCUGCCACUCUCCAGAGAAAACAGAAAGAAUAUUUUGCUUUCAUUGAGCACUAUUAUGACUCCAGGAAUGAUGAAGCUCACCAGGACACGUACAGACAGAUCCACAUAGACAUCCCUCGGAUGAGCCCAGAAGCACUGAUCCUGCAGCCCAAGGUGACGGAGAUUUUUGAAAGGAUCUUGUUUAUAUGGGCAAUCCGUCACCCUGCCAGUGGAUAUGUCCAGGGGAUAAACGACCUUGUCACUCCUUUCUUUGUGGUCUUCAUUUGCGAAUACAUAGAAGAGGAGGACGUGGAUGCGGUGGACGUCUCCAGCGUGCCUGAGGAAGUGCUGCGCAACAUUGAGGCCGACACCUACUGGUGCAUGAGCAAGCUGCUGGACGGCAUCCAGGACAACUACACCUUUGCCCAACCUGGGAUUCAAAUGAAAGUGAAGAUGUUGGAAGAACUCGUGAGCCGGAUUGAUGAGCAAGUGCACCGGCACCUGGACCAGCACGAGGUGCGGUACCUGCAGUUCGCCUUCCGCUGGAUGAACAACCUGCUGAUGCGGGAGGUGCCCCUCCGCUGCACUGUGCGCUUGUGGGACACGUACCAGUCUGAACCCGAGGGCUUUUCUCAUUUCCACUUGUACGUUUGCGCUGCUUUUCUCGUGAGAUGGAGGAAGGAAAUACUAGAAGAAAGAGAUUUUCAAGAGCUGCUUCUCUUCCUCCAGAACCUGCCCACCGCCUGCUGGGGUGACGAGGACAUGAGCCUACUGCUGGCUGAGGCCUACCGCCUCAAGUUCGUCUUUGCAGAUGCUCCCAAUCACUACAAGAAGUGAGCCUCGCGCCAGUGACAGUGGCCUCACUGUGCGGGCAGCGUCCUCUCCUUGCCCGGCCAGCUGAAGGCCCCUUUGAGCAGGCGCUGGCCAAGCACUGCCUUGGGGAGCAGCCCCUCCUACAGGCGACUUGCCAGGGUGGGCCCAGGCGUCUAGGGCUGAGGGGUGGGGCAGCCCCAGUUUUAUGAGAUACCAAAGAGAGCUAAGGGAGGGUCCCCGCUUUAGGGGCCAAAGAUGGGUCAGGAGUCCCCCUCACCCUGUCCCUGGAGUGUCCUUGCCAAACGUCCACCCUGGAACCCCAACCUGGCAGCCAAGAGGCACCCUCUUAGGCCUGCUGUCCAGGAGCCAGGCGGAGGAAGGGGCAGCCAUCUCAGACCUGCUUCAUGAUGCAAAAGUUCUAUUCUGUUGAGUGAAAGAGAAUAAAAUAUGGACAAGAUGCUGAGCAGGACCUUGCGUCAGCUGGAUCUCUGCGAGCACAGAGCCUCUGACAGCCAGCCGUGUCUGGGCUGCAGCCCUUCACCCUGGGGUGUUUCCUUUCUUGGUUUGAGCUUGGCUGGAAGCUGAUGUCAGGCAUUGGAACCCCGGGGGGGCCGUGGGGCAGAGCGAGGCCUCUCUCAAUUGCCUUACUUUUCGUGUUUAAUCUUCAAAAGAGACGCCCCCCCCCCACCGUCCCCGAUCCUGUGAUGUCCCUGUCCAGUAGCCCCUGGGGGUGGGGUCUCUUCUCAGAGCAGGACAAACUGGCCUGUAACCCAGGCCUUGCGUGGGGCCCUCUUCCAAGCUGCCUGGGCUUAGUGGGCGGAGCUUCUCAGGGUCUCCUGGGCUCCCAGCAGCUCUGCUGUGCUUCCCUGGUCUGCGGUGAGUGGGCUUGACUGCUCGCUGUGCUGACCGCUCCUGGGCUCUGCUGGGGCUGUCUGCUGCACCACGCUCUCAGGACUUGCCUCCACACAUCCUCCAGGUGACAAGGACACCCCCUGGGGCACUGAGCCACGGGGAGGGGGCAGCCUCAGCCUCCCUCACCCUGAGCCAGGACAGGGCCCUACCCUCAGCAACCCGUGAUUGCCUACUUCUCAGACCUGUCCCUCCUUUAGGGGCAGCAGUGCCCCUGCCUAUGUGCCUGGCCACUGCCUAGAGGCUGUGGGAAUCCAGACGUGUGACGUGCGUAUCUUCCUGCUUCUGUUAAAAUCAUCUUGGAAAUUAGCACACAGUACUGAGCUGAGGGGCCAGUUAGUCCUGGACCUGAUGGAGGCCAUUUCCACAGGAUCAGGGUCCUCCCAGGCCAGCUUCAAGGGGCCUCUUCUACCUGCUCCUCUUGCAGGGGCAGGGGAGGGCUGUCCAGUUACAGGAAGAACCAUCCCUGUGGCUGUGGGGAGCCCAUCUUACUCAGCCAGAACCCACCCUGCACUUUCCCCUUCUGUAGCACAGAGCUCUGCACAACCAGAGAGCUGGGCACACAAAAAACCUGCCUUUCGUGGCAGGUUAUUUUUCAAAGGGGAAGGGUGCUUGAAGUCAAAUUCUGUCCUGUCUGUAUUUCAUGUAUGAAACGCUGGGUGUGAGGGGCCUGGUGAUAGUCCUGAUGCUGAGCAGGUGUGCUGAACUGUUCCGGGGUGUCUGGAAUGUGCUGUGCUUGAAACAAGGAAUAAAGAUGCCAAGUGCAGCCUAUGGCACAGCCUGGGAUUUGAGGACUCGCUUUUCCAGUAGGGGCCCUGACCUAGCACUAUGCUUUGAUGCCAGGACCCAUGUUGGGCCCAUGAGCUCUGUGAACUCGGUGACACCCAUGAGACCUUGGGGGAGGAAUGUACACUUGAAAGGUGGUGUAGCAGGACUCUCUGCACUGCUGGGGGACAGGAGCUAGUACAGUGUCAGGGUCCAGGCCAGCCCCUUGGGCUUUGUGAAAGGUCUGCUAGUGGGCACUACAGGAUCUGGCCAUCCCUCCCAACCUGGGAACUCCCUGGGCAUACACACACACCCUGCCCCUCCCUGCAUCACUGAAACAGCCCUGAUGAGCCCCGGUUUCUUAGGAGUCCUUGAGGCCCCCACGCCUCUCUGGGUACCCAUGUCUGCACCCCCCACAUUUGGGAUCCUCCCACAGAAGCACUUGGCUUUCUGCCAUCUCUUGCUGCUUGCUGCCUGGGCAUGGGCUGUGGUCCUGCCCUCRUGGGUGGGCUGGUGAUUCUUAUUCCUUCACCCUGUGACCAAGUGGGCCAAGCUGAGGGUGGGCCACAGGCCUAGACCUGGUGGGGCCCAUGUGGUCUACAGAACAGAGACUGACCCACAGAUGAGACCUGGCCUGCUGGCUCUGCUGUUGUUUGUGAAGGGCCAGAGGUAACCCUGGGGCAGCCAGACCCUGGCCAGGGCAGCCUUGUUGGGAGGGGAGAGUCCUAAGUUGUCUGAGUGAUGUGGGUUACAGAAGGACGACUGGGGAGAGGGCAAGUUGAUUGGGCUGAGCAAGUUGAUUGGGCUGAGCAGACCGACUCCCUUUAGGACAUGGGGACGAGCUGCAGAAAGGCCAUCUCAGGCUGCUCAGAGUCAAGCCUCCAGGUGCCGCCCACCCUGGGCUGCAGCUGGGUGCCAGUCCCUCGCCCCAGCAGGUCAGCUCUCAGCCUGGGGUUCAGGGGAGCUUCCUCAAGGCAGACAACUGAGGUGUACCCUUCCCUCGGGCCUCUGCUGCCCGCACAGGCUGCCCUCUCAUCCCCAGCUCUGGACUCCCUCCAGGGAAGCACUGAGCCCCAGAGGGCCAUUUGCUCAGAUCUGCCCUAUUCAGCCUGGAGGCCUCUUCAGACCCAUCCUGCAGCCCCUGGUUGGGAGGUCCUCCUCCAGAGAUGGCAGAGUGAGUACACGAAGCCACCUCCGUGACUGAACCUUCAGGCCACCGCAAUUAAGGCUGAUUAGAAAGUCUCCCAUCCAAGAAGAGUCCAGAACCAGGUGGCUUCACCAAAAAGAACUGACACUAACACCAAUCCUCAAACUCUUCCAAAAAGUCAAAGAAGAGGGAAGGCUUCCAAGCUUUUUUUUUUAACCAGGCCAACAUUAAAUUACCCUGAUACCAAAACUGGAUAAGGACAUUACAAGAGAAUAAAUCAAAAGCCAGUAUCCUUGAUGAGCAAAAAUGCAAAAAUCCUCAUCAAAA
This is a messenger RNA of Urocitellus parryii (Arctic ground squirrel), 4811 nucleotides long. RefSeq names its product TBC1 domain family member 22A (gene Tbc1d22a). The record is from RefSeq and is a predicted model, not a curated record. Gene Ontology annotation, molecular function: GTPase activator activity. NCBI's taxonomy places the organism in Eukaryota, Metazoa, Chordata, Mammalia, Rodentia, Sciuridae. Gene Ontology annotation, biological process: activation of GTPase activity.